Saccostrea cuccullata (small rock oyster) is the source of this 3879-nucleotide messenger RNA. Its product is annotated as coiled-coil domain-containing protein 33-like. Bases 218 to 3379 code for a protein of 1053 amino acids. Gene Ontology annotation, cellular component: peroxisome. Lineage: Eukaryota; Metazoa; Mollusca; Bivalvia; Ostreida; Ostreidae. The record is from RefSeq and is a predicted model, not a curated record. The transcript has 24 exons.
UCUUUCAAACAAGGAUUAGCAACUUAUCUAGGAAAUGUCUCUAAUCAGCAAUGUCUACAGUAACGUUAUUGCCAUUUAAAGAGACCAUCUCCUGAUGAUUUGUUCAGUCUAUGUUAACAGAUGCCUUUAAUAUGGAAAUGAGAUGGCUUGUAGCAUUCCUUCAAAUUGAGAAUUGAUCAGGAAUGGUAAUACUGUUUAUCUAAGGCUAUAACAAGACAUGGAAUCGCUGACUUCCCAUCUUCCCAAGGUGGAUGACAAGGCUUUAGAAUUCCAGGUGGACAUUCAGGAUGCCCAGUUUAACCAUGAGGGCCGAUACUUCCUGCGGCUCUCCAUCCAAAGCCUGCACACAAAGGACUACAGUGGGGUACAGGUACAAAAAGGGUACGGCGCUCCGUACACAAACGAGAACGAAGCUGAAACUGAUGUGGUGACGCAACAGGAGUCCGCGGUGCUGGCCAGAUUUCAGGACAAACAAUUCACCUUCAGACUCCCUGUGGGAUUUUGUAAGAAUGACAAGAAUCAUGAUCUGUAUUUACUUGUGGAGGCCUUUAAUCUACCAAACAAUGGCGGCAUGGGUAAGAAGGUCGGAGAGGGAAAGUUUGCUAUCUACCCUCGGCCGAAUGCUCCAAAAAUCAAAGCCAAUGUGGAGCCCGGGGAGGACUUCUACAACUACACAGAUGUAUUGUCUCUUUUACGAACAGUCAGUACAGACAGUGUACAGAUGCAUUGUGGGAGAAUACGCAGUGUUUACGCAUUACGAGAAGUGCUUCUUCCCAAACCAAAGUCACCACCUAAGACACCACCCAAAAAAAUAAAAAAGAAGCAAACCCCUCCACCAUCCAGCCGACCAGUCCCGAAACCAAAACCAAAACCACCCCCCUCACCAACAAGCUCCUGGGGUGGGGACAACAUAUCCAUUAUGCUUCCCUCUUCUCCACCCUACCCACCUCUCUCCGACAACAAAAUCGUUAAGGAGUCCCCCCUGGAGGAUAGGGACAGACACACAUACCACACCCAGCCCUCGUACCGACACGUGUCAAAGCUUGGGGAGGAGCAGAUCGACGUCAUCUUCCAUGGGGCCUCGAGUCUCCCCAACACAGAGUCCGGCACAACACCUCAAGCCUUUGUCAUCUUGAAGACAUCGGAUGAGGACCAGAAAGGUUCUGUGACCCACGCCUCCCUGAGACCGACCAGUUCUCCAUCCUGGGAGGAGAUGAUCAAAACUACCCUGGACUCAUCCGAGGCGGGGGAUGAAUUUUUAGUGGUCUCUGUGGCAGAUGGUCCCUCCAAACAGGAACUGGUGGACUACAAAAUCCCCGUCAACUCACUGCAGCCAUUCCACCAGUAUCAUCUGGAACUGGUCAAGCCAAAGAAGGGUGUUCCUAAUGGAGUUCGAGUUUUUGCCUCAAUAACCAGAAAACUGUCAAAGCUCCCUAAGGAUGCUUCUUCUCCAAACUAUCUGGGACUAGAGGUUUUACUUCAAGCUGUCCAGAAACCCCUACAGACCUCUAUGGGGCCCCUGAUUGCUGUGGCUAGGAUCGUCCCUGAUUUCUACAAUUACAGAAGUAAUUACUUGAUCUCUAACCCUCGAGCUGCGGGGGUCACUAUGACCAGUGUCUCUUUUCCUUCCCCCCACCCUGCCUCCUUCAGUGUUCCCCCGGGGACUAAACAUGGCUACCCUCAGAUAAGUUUGCCAGGUAAGCCUGACGUCCAGCCUGUGUGGAAUCACCCGUACCUGUUCUGUGACGAGAGAGACAAGGCCACACUCUUCACCCCAUCAGCAGCCCUAGUGAUAGAAUACUACCACCAGGACACAGCAAUGACAGAUCAGUUCUGGAAGGUUAAGAGUCCAAUGGGGUUCUCAGCUUUACAGCUUGACAAAGAUUUGUACACGGAGCUGAUAAAAGAGAAUGCAGUCAAAGGUCUGAGAGUAGACAAUCUACCUGUUCAGGGUACAGACAUUGUAACGAUUGACGGGACACAACCCACAGUUGGAGUGAUCCUAAAGCUCAUUACGAACAGUGAACCCGAUGCCAUGGUGAGAGCAGACAACCUAGAGUCCCUCCCUGCUCUGGAUUUGUUCCCUGAGCCGAGUGCUGGGUACUUCCGUACUGGAGAUGACACUAACGGUGUGAAAUCUCCUGAAGUUUUGAAGGUUAACUUCGCUGAUGAGACGUCGUGGGGCUCAAUGGGAACUGAGAAACCCGAAUCUCCCCCACAGCAGCCGGGGUACUACUUACAGAAAGUCUACAAGAAGCCCAUGUCUCCUAAUUGUUUGUUCCAAGUCUAUUCACUAUCAGGUUUACAGCCUAUCAAAGAUGGAGACCUUCCUCCUUAUGAGGCUAUGGAGUCUAUACUGCCAGAUUACCAGUACAUCUUUGUGGAUCCAGAAAACAAAUCUGGUCGCCCACCCCAGAGGCCACCAGCAGCCACCCAACUACCAGGGGCUACCUCCUCAAUGCCAGGAGGCCCCUCUACAAGUUACCAGCCUGGAAAUCUAGACCAGACGUCCAUGAAUGUAUUAGACCACCAGAUGAAGGAACUGGAGAAUUACCGUACAGCUGUCCACAAAAUGGGUCAGGAUAUCCUGGCCCUGAGGCAGCAGAUCCGCGAGUUGGAGGCGAAUAACAGUCAGCUGCGGAGGGAUUUGGCAAAUUACAAUGAUGCGGGUAAACUGAUGAUCGAAUCCGCGGAGCUUGACAAUCUCACAAAACCAGAGGUCAUGUCCAGAUAUGCUGCACUAAAACAAACGCUGCAGUCAAACUCGGGUGACAUACAAGCUUACAAAGACAAAGUUCAGAAACUACAGAACGAACUCAUUAAGAAAAAUGACCAAGAAAAGAGGUAUAUAAAGAUUGCUCAGAACUACAAACAACAGAACGAGGCGAUCACCAAACUCCAGGAGAAACUGAAGAAGAUGAGGACUGUGGAGGAGGCGUGUAAAAAACAGGAGAAGGUCAUAGAGAAGAUGGAGAAGAUACUAGAAAAACAGCACAGAGACCGGGGCAAAAAGUCAACAGAUGCUGCCCAAGAAGCCAAUGAAGCCCUGCUAGAGGAGAACAAGAGACUAAGACAACAGGCUGAUGAUUUACGGGAUCAGCUGAGAUUAAGUAACAAAGGAUCCUCCACCUCUGAAACAGAUAAACUGGAGCUCUAUCAGGCUCUGGAGAAAGCCGAGGCCAGGAUACAGUCUCUAGAAACCCAGCUUUUAGAGAAUUCCAGAAGUUGGGGUAAAGAGAGAGCCGAUAUGUUGUUAAAGUUAAAUGAAGCGGAACACGGGUUUGGACGUUCAGCGGGCAUGGUUCUACAUGAUUACCCUGUCUAUAAUGACAAACUUGCCCGAAACAGCCCUCGGCGAUUGUCUCCCCUGUACCGCUGAUACGACUCGGGACCCCCUCCAGGUGCUUUCAAUAUGGCUGCCAGUAGGAGCUCAUAAGACUGUAAACGUCACCUUUAUUUAUUAGUCACACAUCACACAGGACCAUGACAGACAGAUCGAAAGGUGCUGGCUCUUGUGAAUGCCAGAAUUGUACAACUGUGUUUAACUGAGAUUAGCAACUGAAUGAGUGCAAAGCACAAAUAUUACUGCUUAAACCUGAGGCUGAUGAUGAAACAAGUGUCUUUUAUUAUUUCACAUUCUUUAUCAAAUUUUCUUUUAAAUGUAACAUACAUAAUGUGCUUCUUCUUAAAAUGUUUUGACUUUCAUACAUAUUUUUCUGAAUUGUUCAUGACUGUGAUAGCAGACACCAAAGUAUACCAUGCCUACUUGUUCAUCUUUUAUGUUGUACAGUAAAUCUCUAUAUUGUUAUCAGUUUUCUUUGUAUAAUUAUGUAUUGUUAGAGAUAUAUUGCAUUUUGUUGGAAAUAAAUUAUUUAUAAC